Heterocephalus glaber (naked mole-rat) is the source of this 1774-nucleotide messenger RNA. Lineage: Eukaryota; Metazoa; Chordata; Mammalia; Rodentia; Bathyergidae. The record is from RefSeq and is a predicted model, not a curated record.
AACUUCCACUCGGAAAAAGGCAUGGCUCAGCAGCGCCGGACCCACACGAACACAGGAGACACGGGAUCUCGCUCACCCACUGGAGCCUGGGCUGCAGGAGCUGGGCCUCCGCUAGGGGCGGUGCAGCGGGGGCGGCGUAGCAGGGGGCGGGGAGUCUGCGCAUGCACGGCGUCGCCAGCGUCGCCAGCGUCGCGAGUCCCGGUCUGGCGUCUGCUCGUGCUUAUUAGGCCAAGGCCCGAACCAAAAUCACUAACGGAGCAAAAGAAUCCGUCCUGUCAGGCCCCUAACAAAACAGCCUGGCAACAGCCGCUCGCUAUUCCUGGGCCUGUGUCUAGGUCCUUUGUGAUGCGCGCGAGAGAAGGGCCAGCAGUAGGACCGGAGACAGGAGGGGCUGGCCCGAAAGGGGACUCAGAUUGUUUGGAAUGUUCUUGGGGGGAAAGGGAUACCGUGUCUCAGAACACAAAGCCCAGAGCUCUGGCGGCGGGAGGAGCGGCAGUGGCCGCGCAGCGUAGUUCCGCAAGGCUCCCGUGCGUCGCAGCUCCAGCUUCCGCACGCACACCCCGCGACGCCAAGAUGCCCAAGAGGAAGGCCAGCUCCCCCGAAGGGGCGGCGAAGGAGGAGCCCAAGAGGAGAUCGGCGAGGUUGUCGGCUAAACCUGCUCCUGCAAAAGUGGAAACGAAGCCAAAAACGGGAAAGAAUAAAUCUUCCGACAAAAAAGGGCAAGCCAAAGGGAAAAGGGGAGCAAAAGGAAAACAGGCUGAAGUGCCUAAUCAAGAACCUAAGGAAGAUUUACCCACGGAAAACGGAGAAACUAAAAACGGGGAGAGCCCAGCCUCCAAAGAAACGGAAGCAAAAGAAGCCAAGUCUGACUGAGCACACCGCGUCUUACCAGUGCUCCCUGUCUCCCUUCUCGUACAAUCCAGAGGAAUAUUUUUGUCAGCUAUUUUGUAAACGCAAGUUUUUUAGCAGCUCUAGAAACAUUUUUAAAAAGGAGGGAAUCCCACCUCAUCGCAUUUUUUAAGUGUAAAUGAUUUUUUUUUUAGACGUGAAAUCAUUUGCUGGUUGUUUAUUUUUUGGUACAACCAGAAAAUAGUGGGAUAUUGAAUUAUGGCAGGCUUUGACUGUCCUGGGUGUCAGCUUAACAUUCCACAGGUGGGGAUUAGUUUUAUAUCCUGUAAUAUAAAGCAUACUAAAUGGUAAUUUGGAGUCACAGUCGUGCAUUUAAUAUGUCUUGGAUUUUUGGGGGGUUUUUUGGUACCGAGGAUCGAACUCGGGUCCUUGCACUUGCAAAGCAGGCGGUGAAACCACUGAGCUAAAUCCCCGACCCCUGCCUUGGAUAUUCUAAAUGACUUCUAUUCCCAUGUUUUUAGUAGAAUUGUUUCCUAAAGAAAACUACUUCCUGAUCGUUGCCCUGUCAGAAUUGUGUGUGCUCUGUAACAUCUUUUUUGGUCAUGCUAGUCCAGUUUGCCUAAUUUUGCUAAUGUCCUGUGAAAGAUCGAAAAUUUGUGUAUGUAGUGUAUAUGAUAAGAAAUUGUGAAUUGAUGAGACUUAAGUAACACUUCAUCAGCAUUCGAAGAUACUGGUACUUAAUCCUUUGAUGGAAAAUUUGCCUCCAAAUUUGAAGCUGGAAAGUCACUGGAAUAACUGAAAAAGAAACAAUACAUAGUUUUUUAGAUUUUCGGUACAUGUGUUAAAAAUUGUGUACAAAGUGAAGUGUCUGUACUGAUCCUCAACACAACCAAUAAAAUCUCAAAUGUGGAAAAAAAAAAAAAAA